AUAUACGUCAUUCUUCAUCUGUGGAAGUAAAAAUACAAAGUACUCUGUGUAGUUAGAUCUUAGAAGCAAACGUCACAACGUGGUUGUACUUAGAAAUAAUUAAUUACAUUUUAAAAAUUUUAACUUUUGUCUAUUGUUAUAUACCUAUAUAAAAGAAAAACAACUACUAACAUUGAAAGCAACAAAAUGUUAUGCAGAAAAUGUAAUUCUGAAGGAUCAUUAGCUAUAAGAAAAGUUUAUUUCUAUUGCGAAAAUUGUUUCAUAGCUACCAUUAUACAUAAGUUUCGAUCAUGUAUUGGGAAAAAUACAAAAUUAAAAUUAACCGAUAAGGUUUUAAUUUGUUUGUCUGGAGGAAUAUCAUCUACAGUUUUGAUGGAUUUGGUUAUGAAUGGAAUCUCAUUAAAUAGUCAUAAGAAACUUCAGAUAACACCAAUAUUUUUGCAUGUAACAGGAUUUGAUGAACAUAGUGAAGCAAUUACAAAGUCAAUAAGCCACCAUUGCAAAAUAAAACAUUUAGAUUUUCAUAUUGUGAAUGUUAGUCAGUUUACUUCAGUAGAAAAUAAUGACAGAAAUAUUUUUGAAAUACAGCAUCCAUUCAAUAAACUUUCUCAAACCACAAGAAUUGAUUACAUUUCUAAAAUGAAACAACAAAUUUUUUACAAAGUGGCUAAGGAAUUUGAAUGUAAUUUAAUAUUUUCUGCAGAAACAAACACAAAAUUAUCUGAAAAAUUACUAACCAAUUUAGUAACAGGAAGGGGCUCCCAAAUAGAAAAUGAUGUUGGUUUUUGUGAUGACCGUCACAACGAUAUUAAGGUUUUGCGACCCAUGAGAGAAAUAACCAAAGAAGAACUUGACCAUUAUGUAAGAAUAAAGGAGUUGAAUCCCUAUAACAGUAACAAUGUUCAAGAACUAAAUAGUUUACAAUCUAUCAUUUCAAAAUUUGUAUGUGAUCUACAAGAAAAUACUCCUGCUACAAUUUCCACAAUUUGCAAAACUGCUGAAAAAAUUGGUUCCGAGGAAGGAAAUGAAACUAAAAAAUAUUGUAUAGCUUGCCAGAAUAGAAUUGAUGUUCAAUCUGCCAAAUUAACAGCUGUUUCUGCAAUAGCUUACUCAAAAAAGGUUUCGUCGGCCUUGAAAAAUGAAAGUAUACAAUUGGAAGAUGAUUUAUCAGUUAGUUCAGUGUUUCCUCAUAUUUAUGAUUCUUUGUGUUAUGGAUGUAGUAAAAAUUAUUGUGAAAUAAAAAUGGAGGCAUAAAGAUAUAAACAAAUAAAUUAUAAAAAAAUUAUGUUCUGCUUCAGCUAUUUAUAUGCAAUAAAAAUAACAUAAACUACAUUGAAAAUAUUAAAAAAGAAAUGAAAUAAAUGAAUGUUUAAAAAACUUAGACAGGCUUUUUAUAGUAGACCAAUGUAAAACUAGAAAAUAAGUUUUAAUAAAUUUGAGUUAAGAAUGAUCUAAUAAAUAAAAAACUAUAACCACUCUACUCACAUCUGCCAAUAACAUAUAAAUAUUGACAUGAUACACUGCACGCUUUUUUUUUAAAUAUGCUUCUUUAUUUGCACUGCUAUAUUUAUUUAAAUUUUUAAAAUUUCUUAGCAAAAGUUGUUCCGUCUGAAGUCAUUUUUUGUCGACUUAAAAUAAUCGACAUUUGGAACAUAAUAUGGUGUUGAUAUCAAAGAUAUCACUUAUUCCACAGAAUAUAAGCUGUGCCUCCACGCGGUCACGGCAUGAUGAUCAUAAUUGAAAUUAGGACUACACUGACGCAAAACUCCCAAAUAUUUUGUCUUAUUUCCUUUUUCAUUUAUCUUCCAUGGCAGCCUAACCGUUAACGCAACCCGACUUAUCGACGCUUUACAAUGUUAUAUUACUGUAGCUGUAAUCCUCACUGGGUGUGGUGCCGGUGAGACUCCAUACCACUCAUCACCAAUUUCCUCUUUCAAUUUAGCGCACACAGUACAGCGACUACAGGCUUUGCCAUGACAAUAAACAAGUCACAGGGGCAGACGCUUAAAGCCGCUGGUGUUAAUCUGACAACCGGCUGCUUUUUCUCAUGGUCAACUUAAUAUGACUUCGAGGUUCAGCAGCGCUUCCGGUCUUUAUAUAUUGACUCCUGAAGGAAAUGUCUAAAAUAUAGCACACUUUAAAAGUUAUUUGAAUUGUAAUAUAUAAUUGUCAAUUCAGUGUACUAUUAAGGUAAGUUUGUUCGGAUCAAUAUGUUCAUCUUCUCUCUGAUGUUAAUUAUUUUCCACGAUGGCAAAAAUGUAUUUAAUUCAAAAACAAGCUCGACCUGUUAUUGUUUGAAACAAAACCCUUUCAAAAAAACAUUACACAAUAUAAAUAUAUACAUACAAAUAUAGUACAAAUUAAAAUAAACCUACUGAUUUUUAGAGAGGUAGUUUUCUCUUAACCCCCCCUCGACCUCCAUACAGGACCUUCCAGACCCUCCAUUUCGUAUGUGCCACAGUAGCUGCUAUUACUCAUAUCUACGAAAAUUUAUCCAGAUCCAGCCAUACGUUGUGAUGGUCAAAUUAAAUUCAAAAUUGUUGAUUUUAUAAAAGUGUUUGGGUGACUUGCAAAAUGCGUUGCGUGUCUAUACCGAAUCUUAUUCCGUGCUAGUAUAUUAUAUAAGUAUACUAAAAUUAAUUGUUAGCUUGAUGUAUGGUGCGGCUGCUUUUUUACGACCAUUCGA
This is a messenger RNA of Zerene cesonia (dogface butterfly), 2686 nucleotides long. It is a transcript of the gene Ctu2, whose product is annotated as cytoplasmic tRNA 2-thiolation protein 2-B. Bases 187 to 1254 code for a protein of 355 amino acids. Gene Ontology annotation, molecular function: tRNA binding; sulfurtransferase activity. The record is from RefSeq and is a predicted model, not a curated record. The transcript is spliced from 4 exons. Gene Ontology annotation, cellular component: cytosol. Lineage: Eukaryota; Metazoa; Arthropoda; Insecta; Lepidoptera; Pieridae. Gene Ontology annotation, biological process: tRNA wobble position uridine thiolation.